AUGGUCGCGCCCAUGGACCCGCCCCUGUCGGCACCAGACGGCACCGCUGCCUACCUCGAGGCCGUCCAGGCCCGCCAAGCCCGGUUCCGCCCCUCUCGCGCCGCCCUGUCGCCCUCGGCCCGCUACUCGUUCGAGCCCGCGUUCAACAUCCCGCUCGCCCAGGUCCACGCCCACGCCUUUGCCGCACCGCCGUGCUCGUCCCACCUCUACACCGGCGGCUCGGACGGCUUUGUCCGCCGCUACGCCCUCCACUCGACCUUGAACGGCACCCCGGCCGCACCCAACCUCACGUCCAAGCCCGGCGGCCACGAGCGCCCGCCCGGCACCGACCUGCGCCAGCCCGUCCUGUGCGGCUACUGGGAGAACGAGGAGCCGGGCGACUGGGCCGACGACCUCGCUCCACCCGCUCCCGCAUCCUCGUCCUCGCCGUCGUCGGCCGCGCUCGAGCCCGUCCAGGCCGCCCACGCCCAGGCCAAGCUCCGGUGGGGCCCCAAGAGCGCCGCCCUCGGUCCGCAGAGCGCCGUCUACAGCCUCGCCGUGCAGCGCGACGAGCUGUGGGGCCUGAGCGGCACGGCGCGCGGCAGCAUCAACCUGUGGACCGUCCGCCACGACGAGGGCCAGAUCCGCCACGUCUUUCGCCCCGACGCCGGCGGCUCAUCGUCGCCGUCGGGUCACUCGCCAAAGGCCGCCGUGUCGGUCCUGAGCCUCGACAGCGCCGAGACGACCUUUCUCAGCGGCGCCUGGGACGGCCGCAUCCUCCACUGGGACCUCGACACGGGCACCUCGACGCGCGCCUUCCUCGGCCACGCUGCCCAGGUGAGCUCGCUCGCGCGCCGCCCGACGCACGCGCCCGUCCCGCUCGACCUCGGUCGGCGUGCGCGAGCGAGCGACGGCGACGACGUCGACAUGGGCGAGGGCGACGAGGACGAGCGGCGCGAGGACGCGCCCGGACGCGUCAGGGCGGACGAGGAGGCGGCGGCGGCGGCAGCGGCGGCGGUCGACGACGGCGGUGAGGGCACAGGUGCGAGAGGUGGAGCGGGCACGAGGAGCCGGCGGGCGUCGACGAGGGCGGCGGCGGCGGCCAAGAAGGACGACGCGGCCGCGGCGGCACCACCACCGUCUGCGGCCGUCGCCGAGGACGACGCCGACGCCGAUGCAGACGCCGAUGCCGACGGCGAGAUCGACGACUCGGUCCUCACCAACACGUCGCCGCGUGCUGCGCUCCCCUCGCUCGUGCCGGACUACGCCAAGCCCGACCGGAUCCCGCUCGUCGGGUCCUCGUCCUCGUCCUCGGACGGCGUCGACGGCGACAUGGGCGGCGCGACGAGCGACGACGUGUUUGUCAGCACGGGUCUCGACGGCACGGUGCUGCUGUGGGACCGCAGGGUCGCCGAGGGCGAGGGCGUCGUGCGGCGGUGGGACGGGUACGAGGCGCCGGCGGGCGAGAGGGGCAAGAUGGAGGGCGCGAGCGGCGGCAGGUGUACCUCGGCCUGCUGGUCGCCGUCGGGCUCGCACCUGUACGUCGCCCGCCGCGCGCCGUCGAUCCAGGUGUACGACCUGCGCCAGUCGGCUCCGCUCUCGACCCUCGCGCUCCCGCCGUCGACGGGCCCCGUGAGCGCCGUCGCGGCGCUCCCGAACGGGCAGCACGUCGUGAGCGCGAGCUGGGACUGCGUGCGGCUGUGGGACGUCGAGCGCGCCAUGCGCGCUGCGGCGGCGGGCGGCGCGGACGGCGCGGCCAUGCCCAAGGGGGCGACGGUCGUUCCGGCGGGGCACUACGGCGGGACCGUGAGCGCCAUGCACAUCGAUCCUGCAUGCCGGUGGAUGUUCACGACGUCGGGGAACCGAGGGUGGGACGGCACGUCGACCGAGAGCUUGAGCAUCAGCGAGAUCCGCGUGCAGCUGUAGACUCAGAUCUCUCGUCGAGGCGCAGCGUGCCCCUUUGCAGUGCAGCUCUCUCGAGUGGU
Messenger RNA from Rhodotorula graminis WP1, 1964 nucleotides. RefSeq lists its product as uncharacterized. The transcript has 4 exons. Gene Ontology annotation, molecular function: protein binding. NCBI's taxonomy places the organism in Eukaryota, Fungi, Basidiomycota, Microbotryomycetes, Sporidiobolales, Sporidiobolaceae. The coding region runs from base 1 to 1905 and encodes 634 amino acids. The record is from RefSeq and is a predicted model, not a curated record.